UAUCAACAACACGCGCUGGCAACGCUUAUCGUCGGCAUAGCAGUGCAAAAGUAAAGUAAGAAGAAUUUUAGUUGGCAAAACAUACUAUGGGAUAAACUGCUAAUCUACAAUUCAAUAUAAUUGAUGUUAUAGCCGCCGGAAUAAGUUUCUGCGCUUGGAAAAGCAGCUGCAAUUUGAAUCUCCUACACAUUUUUGUCUACUCGAUUAAAGCUACAGCUAGAGUUGCGAUGAAUUUGGUUGAGACGCUGCGAGAUUUCCAAGUGCUAGGCAGCAAGGACCAGGUGAAAUGUGCAUUAGGCGCUCGAGUGUUUUUGGACUUGCAAUGUGAUAGCCGAGUUACGAAUUUGGAAAAAUGUUAUGAUUCUGAUUUGAACUUAGUUUAUUUACAAGGAAAACGUGACGACGCUUUUGUAGCAUUUAUUCCUGUACUGUCAAGUCAACCGUUAAACCUCCUCGAUAUUGAAAAUAUUCAGAAAUUCCUAAUCAAAAGUACAUACAUUACACUUGCCGUUUGCGAUACAUCAUCAAAUAUUCUAUAUUACCAAAUAUCUUCGGGGGUAAUCAAAAAAUAGAAUAACACACACCACGUCCCACGUCUAGAUGUUGUGGAAAACGGUGGUUUUCUUACCAUAAUUCAUUCGGCGGUAACUGGUCUCCGAAAUAUAAAAGCGAAGCCCGGGGCUGAUUGUAAUAAAUUGUUGGAGAAAAAUAUCUGCAAAAAAUUGUAGCAGAGACUCUCUCCUUCACUGUAUGUAUGUAAUGUUAAAAAAAAAAUUGUCAUUGUGGUUUUUAUGCUUAUUUAUAAAUAAAAUAGGAACUAUUUUUGGUGUUAAUAUGAAUCACUUUUUGAACUUUAUUAAUACGUAAUGACUACAUAUAUGAAAAUUUAAUUUUCACAAUUUAUGACAAUGAAGCAUUUAUAAUUUUAUUAAUUACACAAUCAUUUAUUUGUUAAUCCUUUUUAAUUAAUACGUUUAUGAUCUUAGUGUAAAAAUAUGUUUUAUUAUUAUUUAUAUAUGUAUAUAUUUCUAUAAAUAGGGUCUGAACUGGCAAAAUAUUAAUGGCCUUAUUGGAGUUACUGUUCUUACUACAUAUGAAUUUGUAAUUUAUUUUCUCAAGGGAUUUAUAUAAUAUUUAGCACUUUUAAAUACACUUCGUGUGAGGUUUUUCAUUCAUAUGCAAUUAGGCACGUAAUUAUAAUAUUAUAGCAUUGUAUUUUUAAAUGAAUUUCAACUUUAUUAUUAUUUUUUUUUCAUUUGCAAGAUCAAAAAAGUUCUAAAAUAUAUAAUUGGCAUAAUUUUUUAACACUAAAUACUCAAAAAGUAAAAGAAAUCAUUUACCAAAUAAUAAAAUAUAUUUAUAUAUUCUUGUUGAUUUAAGCAAAAGUAUUGUCCGCCAUUUUUGUAACGGAAAUUUUGGCCUUGGAAUGGAUUAUUGUAGCACUAAUUAUCCAAAUUAUCCAUUAUUUAAGUUUGAAAAAAUAAAAACUAAUUUCAUAUAAAAUGAGUUAAAAUGAAAUUCAAUAAUAGUUUCGAACAGUUAAAAUGUUCAAUAGUUUUAAUUUAGUUAUAGUUACUUUAAUGUUCAAAACUAAAUAAAACUGACACACUUAAUAUGUUCGCUUUGAGCAAAUAUUCUUAGAA
Messenger RNA from Bactrocera oleae (olive fruit fly), 1643 nucleotides. RefSeq names its product tRNA splicing endonuclease subunit 15 (gene Tsen15). The record is from RefSeq and is a predicted model, not a curated record. Gene Ontology annotation, molecular function: nucleic acid binding. Gene Ontology annotation, biological process: tRNA splicing, via endonucleolytic cleavage and ligation. Lineage: Eukaryota; Metazoa; Arthropoda; Insecta; Diptera; Tephritidae.